AUGGCUGUCAGGAACCACGAACUCGCCUCCUCCCGACGGAAGUCGCGCAAGGCACACUUCAGCGCUCCCUCCAGCGAGCGCCGUGUCAUUCUCAGCGCUCAUCUCAGCAGCGAGCUCCAGCAGAAAUACAAUGUCCGCUCCAUUCCUAUUCGCAAGGAUGACCAGGUCACCGUCGUUCGGGGAAGCAACAAAGGUCGGGAAGGCAAGAUCACCUCCGUUUACCGUCUGAAGUGGGCUGUCCACAUCGAGCGUGUCGUCCGCGAGAAGACCAACGGCCAGAGCGUCCCUAUCCCCAUCCACCCCUCCAAUGUCGUCAUCACCCAGCUCAAGCUCGACAAAGACCGUGAACAGAUCCUCCAGCGAAUCGCCAAGGGUCGUGAGGCCGUUAAGAGCAAGUCUGCUUAA
Molecule: messenger RNA, 405 nt
Organism: Talaromyces atroroseus
Lineage: Eukaryota; Fungi; Ascomycota; Eurotiomycetes; Eurotiales; Trichocomaceae
Product: 60S ribosomal protein L26-1
Exons: 3
Coding region: 1-405 (134 amino acids)
Biological process (GO): cytoplasmic translation; ribosomal large subunit biogenesis
Cellular component (GO): ribosome; cytosolic large ribosomal subunit
Molecular function (GO): structural constituent of ribosome; RNA binding
Source: RefSeq, a predicted model, not a curated record